CACAUACUCACUUAAUUACUUUCAAAAUUAACAAAAACAUUAUUCCAUAUAUUCACAAUCAUGAAAGACACUAUAGUACUUUACCCUGCUUAUGGGAGUGGACACUUAAUGUCUAUGGUUGAAUUAGGAAAACUCAUUCUAACCCAUCACCCUUCAUUUUCCAUCAAAAUUCUCAUCCUAACACCACCCAACAACAAAAAUAAUAAUGAUUCCACCACUCAAUACAUAGCCUCUACCUCUAACAAAUUUCCUUCCAUAAACUUUCACUUUAUUCCUUCCAUUUCAAUCACUUUAACACUUCCACCUCACUUAUACACCCUUGAACUCUCCCCUCGUAGCAACCACUAUGUUCACCAUAUUCUUCAAUCAAUCUCCAAAACCACAAACCUCAAAGCAGUUAUUUUGGAUUUUCUCAACUUUAGUGCUUCACAAGUUACAAACACACUUGAAAUUCCCACUUAUUUUUACUACACCUCAGGAGCUUCUCUUCUAUCACUUUUUCUUCACUUUCCAACUUUUCAUCAAAAAUCCACUAAACCAAUUAAGGAUUUUGACAUUCACACACCUAUUGAUCUCCCCGGGUUACCGAGGUUAUCCGUUGAUGACUACCCAAAUGAAGCUAAGGAUCCGUCGAGUCAAAGUUAUCAUAUCUUGCUUGAAUCUGCUAAAUCGUUGAGGGAAAGUGAUGGAAUUAUUGUUAACACUUUUGAUGAACUUGAAAGAAAAGCUAUUAAAGCAUUGAGAGAUGGGUUGUGUGUUCCUGAAGGAAUCACUCCAAUGAUUUUUUGCAUCGGACCUGUGCUUUCGUCUUUGUAUGAAGAUGAAAAUAUUUGUAUGAGUUGGCUCGACUCGCAGCCGAGUCAAAGCGUUGUGUUGUUGAGCUUUGGAAGCAUGGGGAGAUUUUCUAAGGCUCAAUUGAAUGAGAUAGCACUUGGAUUGGAGAAAAGCAAGCAAAGAUUCUUGUGGAUUGUUAGGAGCGAGUUGGAUUUAGAUGAGUUGAGUUUGAACGAGUUGUUGCCGGAAGGAUUUUUGGAGAGGACAAAGGAGAAGGGAAUGGUGGUGAGGAACUGGGCCCCACAAAGAACGAUAUUGAAUCAUGAUUCGAUUGGUGGGUUCGUUACUCACUGUGGAUGGAACUCAAUUUUAGAGGCUAUUUGUGAAGGAGUUCCAAUGAUUACGUGGCCACUUUAUGCAGAGCAAAAGCUGAAUAGGCUAAUUUUGGUCCAAGAAUUGAAAAUUGCUUUGAAACUGAACGAGUCGGAAGAUGGGUUUGUAAAUGGGACUGAGUUGGCGGAGCGAGUUAUGGAGCUGAUGGAAUCGGAUAAAGGAAAAGAGAUUAGAGAAAAGAUUUUGAAGAUGAAAAUAAGUGCUAAGGAGGCAAUAGGAGGUGGUGGAUCUUCUCUUGUUGAUUUGAAAAAAUUAGGAGAUUCAUGGAAGGAGCAUGAUUCUUGGAAUAAUUUAUCUCCAAAUUCUCCUUUUCUUUUUCGUUGAAAAAAUUAAAAUUAGUUAUUAGAUUAAGUUUAGAAAAGUUUGUGAUAUUUAGAAGUGGGUUUUUAUCACAAGUGUAUUGUGUCUUAUGUUAAAUGAAGUUUUGAUAAAAUUGAUUUUGAAUGUAAUAAUUUACCAUAAGAGUAAUUUGAAUGUUAAAAAAAAAUAUGAUUUUUGUAAUUUA
Messenger RNA from Cicer arietinum (chickpea), 1672 nucleotides. It is a transcript of the gene UGT88E9, whose product is annotated as UDP-glycosyltransferase 1. The record is from RefSeq and is a predicted model, not a curated record. Gene Ontology annotation, molecular function: UDP-glucosyltransferase activity. Lineage: Eukaryota; Viridiplantae; Streptophyta; Magnoliopsida; Fabales; Fabaceae.